AAAGAAGGCAGUCGAUACAAUUUUUGAACACAUUCCAUACGAUUUUGCGGUAAAAAUAUAAACAAAAGGUGAAAAAAAUUGAAUUUCUCUUCAAAUUAGGUCAAAAUUUUAAUAAACUUAUGGAAGAAGUUGAAAAUCCUUCAGAAUCAUCAGCUACAAAUUCUCCGCAGCUUCUUCACACAACAGCAAACUUCGAUGCAGAUGAUGUCGACUCAAGUCUCAUUGAAAAAGUCAAAGGAGAUCCGAUCGGAAACACUCUUUACAGUCAACGAUUCGUUCUGGCAACGUUAAUGAAGUUGACCAAAGGCUUGGAAAAGCCAAUUUCCGAAGAUGAGGAUUUCGAAAAGGAUCUUUGUACACUUUGGGAUCAAACAGUUGAGCCGGAUGUCGUUAAAUUCCUUCUCGAAUACAAUUUUUUGGAACUUUUCACAGCUGCUUUGGAUGAAAAUGACCCUCGUUUAACGGAAAUUCUCGUUGGAAUCAUCGCAAAUGCUGUUUCUUUGCCUGAAACGCGAGUCGUGCUCGAAGAAUCUCCCGAAAUUACAUGUACCUUAAUUAGUUUAAUCAGUUCGACAGACUCGUUGAUACUUGUGCAGCUUAUGAGAUUGCUUCAGGGGAUGCUCGUGUUCGAAAAUUCGGGCGACGAGAUGAUUUGGUUUCAGUAUUUCUCGUCUGUGGAAGAUUUUGUGGAUAAAUUUUCGUUUGUUCUUGCAAGUUCGACGAGUAAUACGCUCCUGAAACAUAGUUUGGAUGCACUUUAUGCCAUUUGUGCGAAAUUCGCUGUGAUUGAAAUUAUGCCGGAAGGCGGAAAAAGCACUUUUAUCGACAUGUUUGUGACUUCAACACUCAUCACGGGACUAAUAGAGGCGUUUCGACAAGUUUUGGGCAACAAUCCUGUAGAUUAUGAGGAAGGUCUUUCGAUGCCAACGGAGAAUGAAGUCAAAUUUAUGAGUCUUUUCUUGGAUGUAAAUGUAAUUUUGACGCAAUACAAGGAAAAAAGUCAUGUCGCAUACGAAGAAAAGCUCGUAGACUUCUUAGAAUGCUUGAGUCGUAUCCUUUCGCCUCUCACACAACCAAUUUAUUUGCUUCCCGUAACGACAACUCAUCAAGGCGUCAUCGAAAAUUGCAGCGAUAUCCUUCAAGCGCUCGAUUUUCCAUUAAAUAAUUCAAUUUUUAAACAAUUAUUGAUAAUUUUUAACCUUUUAGCUGAGUCAAAAGAAGCAAAAAAGACGAAAAAAUCCACGGAAAAACAAUCAGAAUGGGAUUCAGACUCUGAAGAUGAUGAAAGUACGGGAAAUAUUGACUUGGAAGAUCUUCAAUGUACGAUUUUGGAGUGUUUAACGAAACUUUCAACAAAAUUCGAGCAAGAAGAAAUCCAUAAAAGGACAUUUUUAGAUGAAAAAUUAAUCAAAACAUUCUUAAAUGGCAUUGAAAAAUGUGAAAAUGUCGAAAGUAUCGACGAUUUAAAAGAUUUACGAGACUUUUUAUCGAAAUUUUUAACGCAAAACGACUCAAAAAUGAAAUAA
This is a messenger RNA of Culicoides brevitarsis, 1526 nucleotides long. RefSeq lists its product as uncharacterized. The transcript is spliced from 2 exons. NCBI's taxonomy places the organism in Eukaryota, Metazoa, Arthropoda, Insecta, Diptera, Ceratopogonidae. The record is from RefSeq and is a predicted model, not a curated record. Gene Ontology annotation, cellular component: nucleoplasm. The coding region runs from base 120 to 1526 and encodes 468 amino acids.